This is a messenger RNA of Peniophora sp. CBMAI 1063, 1605 nucleotides long. NCBI's taxonomy places the organism in Eukaryota, Fungi, Basidiomycota, Agaricomycetes, Russulales, Peniophoraceae. The record is from the annotation of a GenBank genome assembly.
AUGAGCGCCGACAGCAAGCCCUUACCCUCCUCGUCCGCCCAGGGCGUCGAUCCCGAGAAAGCCUCCGUGGACCACGCGGAGAACCCGAACACGGAUGGCACGUACCACCAGUCGAAGCUACCUCCCCGCAUCUGGUACAAGGCGCUGGUGACGAAGCUCAGCCCUGAGCAUUCUGCUGCUGUGCAUGCAGACGCAGACCAGGUCGUGUAUACGGAGGUCGAGGAGAAGAAAGUGCGAAGGAAGAUCGACAAGGUCGUACUUCCUCUCAUCGUCUGUUCAUACAUCUUCAACCAAUUCGAUCGUACGAACAUUGGAAACGCUCAUGUCCUCACGGCUUUCAAUGAGAACUUCGGAAUCACGACAAACGCGCGAUGGACGCUGGCGUUAAGUAUCUUCUAUGUCGGUUAUUGUCUAUUAGAGAUGCCCGCGAAUGUCUUGCAGCGUGCCAUCGGCGCGAACCGCUUCUUCUUCCUCUCCCUUGGCUUUUGGGGAUUGGCUUCGCUCUCUUUCGUCUACUCGAAGGGCUAUGGCGGUUUGCUCGCACUGCGUGUUCUGCUUGGGAUCGGUGAAGCGGGCUACUACGCUGGGAUGAUCUACUAUCUGUCGUUCUGGUAUACCAAGCGCGAACUUGCGUUCAGGAUCAGCUUGUGCAUGACUGGCACUCUCCCUGGAGCAAUCGGUGGUCUUCUUGCGUUCGGUCUCGUUCGUGCACACACGUCUGUCUUGACUGGAUGGCAGUUCCUCUUCCUCAUCGAAGCCAUCCCGGACCUUUGCAUGGCCUUCAUCCUCUUGUUCUUCCUCCCCGCUUUCCCCUUCACAGCGACAUUCCUUACUCCGCGUGAGAAGGCCAUCGCUCAGGCUCGCCUUCAACGCGAGCACCGCCCUACAUCGCAUGGCGGCAUGACCGGUUGGCAGGGUUUCAAGGCUGUCGUCCAUGAUUUGAACGCGUGGCUCUUCGUGGUCAUCUACACGAGCUUCAACGUCGGCGUAGCCACCAUAACCUACUUCCUGCCAACUCUCAUCAAGCAGUUCGGUUUCAGCCCGAUAAAUUCCCAGGGUCUGACUGUCGCGCCCUACGUGGUUGGCUGGUUCUUCGUCGUCGGCCAAGCAUUCCACAGCGAUCGCACACACGAUAGAGGAUGGCACGUCGCCUUUUCUGCCACGGUCGCGUUCAUCGGAUACCUGAUCCUCGCGACCUGUGCUGAAGCGUCCACUGGCGCGUCUUACUUCGCGAUCUUCCUCGUGAUCGGUGGCCUCUUCAGCAUGUUCCCACUCGUCAUGAGCUGGGCUGCUGCGAACUUCUCGCCGACUUCGAAGCGUGGUGUCGGAACGGCCUUCGUGGUCUCUAUCUCCAACUGCGUGUCAAUAGCGUCGCCACAAAUAUACUUCGACGACGACGACAACUACCGCAAAGGCCACGGUAUCGCAUGCGGAAUGCUCUUCCUGUGCAUCCUCGCGACUAUUACGCUGCGCACGCGUUUGGCACUCCUGAACCGCCGUAACCGUGCUAUGAUGCAGAGUUUGGAGAGUCAAGGGAAGUUGCCUGAGGUGAGGGAGGAUGAGGAGAUUACAGACUUAGACCCGAGAUGGGUGUACAUGACUUGA